Amoebophrya sp. A25 is the source of this 5650-nucleotide messenger RNA. The record is from the annotation of a GenBank genome assembly. Lineage: Eukaryota; Dinophyceae; Syndiniales; Amoebophryaceae.
UGAUGAGAAUGCUGAUGGUCGUGCAAGAAAUAUCAAACUCGGAGGAAGAGGAGGAUCCUCCAUUCAGAAUGGGGACGCUUUGCAGAAUGCGGAAAGAAUUUUGGCGAGGGCCAGCGAGGUUUUGCUGGGAUCGUCCACUACUGGUAACAUGGCAAACAGCGAAGAAACGAAGACUAAAAGUGGUCGUUUUUCUUUUGUUGAAAAAGUACAGAAUGGUGGUCGUGUGGUGCUUGGUGCGAAUCAAGGUUCUGAUGCUGGGGACUGCCACGAAUUGCUGUAUGGGAAAGGUCCGAAGAAGGAAGCGACCGCAACUCCUGCGAAUGUUGAAGAACAGCGUGUUUCCUCCCUCGGAUUACUCCUCAACGAUUUAGAGGACGCCUCCCAGAAAAUCGAUGAAGAAAUCCAAGUUUUGCAGAACGAUCGCAGGUCCUCUGAGGUUCGCAGCUUGGAUUCGGAACAACGACAAUCUGUGGCUCUGAAAAGGAACAUGGAUCUGGCUAGAAAGCUAUUGGCAGAAAGAGCAGACCACAUGGAACGACUACAGAGUACAACCUUGUGCAAUUAUCCUACUGGAUCUACGUAUCAAGUGGGUGACGAUCAUGAGGAGAAUAACGGAGUACUGGAAGAUGGUCCUCGUACUUCCAUUUCAGGUGCUGGCAGUCGUCCAUCGAGGACGUCCUCGAGACGCACUACAAUGACGCGACGAGGAUCCUCUAGACCUUCCAGUAUGAUAUUACCUCCAAGUGGAGUUUCUUUGGUGUUUGACGCGGAUCGUAGAGACAUGGCCAGCGUGCGAAGUUCAACUGCUUCUGUCGACGACGACGACACACAUGAUCCGGUAGAUGAUCCGGUGUCCCAAGAACAAGAUGCUGAGCUACGUCAACUGCACUUGGAGACGCUCGGUCGCCGUGCUCGUAGGUCUCAAGAAACGCGUGGCUCGAAGAUGAGUCAAAGUGAUGGGGAAGGCCAAACAAGUAUGAUUAAGAUGGGCCGAAACGUCGAUUCCAUGUUGCAAGAAGUCUACCAAAGUUUGGAGUUGUCCGAUUUGUUUGACGCUUACACGGACAGGCAAUUGAAAGGCAUGGUCGAGGAAUUGAAGGACGAGGUAUUUGACUGCUAAGUGUUUUGGUUUUUCGUUCAUUUGGUGACAGACUGUGACUGACGCUCUCUUUGUAGUUGUUGUUUUUUUCUCAUGAGCAUGGAUGAAAAGACAUAAGUAUGAUCGCAUUUAACCAAGAACUCUUCGAUCAACCUUUCUUUUUUCAACACAUCAGGUUCGCGAGCUCGACCGUCUGUCUCGUGGUGACGUCAACCGACGACAGGAGGUGUUCGAGUCCAAGCGCAUGCUGGAAGCCGCUAACCGCGCUCUCAAGGAUCGCUUGCAACGUCUCAAAGCCAUGGAAGACUCCCUUGCCGAACAUCGCAAGCGCGUUUCCGAGUUUUUCGUUGUACCGCAGGGUGGUGCGGGACCGGGUGGAAAAGGGUCCUCUUCUGAAUACUACCGCACUGGAGGAGGGGGAGGAGGUGUUGAUCAGCGUACCAGUGCCGAGAUGAAUCUAGGCAUUCGUUUGAGCGAAUUUGCGAAUAACACUCCGGUUGUCGAAAUGCUAGGCAUGGUGUCGGAAGCGAGCUCGUCGGGCUGCUCUUCCGAUGAUGCGUUUGCGUCUCCGGUGCAGAAGCAGAAACAUGCUAAGUCGUUUAAGAGCCAAGUUUCGCAGUUUCAAUUGACUCGCAAUGCGGAUGAUGGUGGGAACAACAGCACAUCGGAAAUGCAAAAGAGAACUUCUAGUACCAAUAUUGCCACUGCUCGCAAUGUCGCGCCAUCUCCAACAAACGGAGCAAAUGCAUCUCCGAAAAACCAGCGGAAAACUUCCAAUCGUUUGAGUGCCAGGUCUUCUGUUUCCUCUUCCGACUACUUUGGUGACGGGGAUGAUGGUGAAGGUCGCAAGAGUUUCGACAGACUAGAGGAUGACGAUGAAGAAGAUGCCUUUGCUUUUCCCGUUAACCGACGCAAGAGUUCCAAAAGCUACCGUGGGAUGAGCACGAAAUUCUCCGAUUAUCGCGAUACAGAUGGGAGUACGUGCCGCGAUACUACUCCGGGAAGGGAUACCAACGUUUUAGGAGGUGGGAUGAACAAUAAAUCACAAGUUCUACUAGGCGCUGGCAACAAGUCGCAGGUUCUAGCAGCAGGAACGCCGUCGACUUUCAUGAGUAACCUGCUUGGUUGGGUCAGACCGUCAUCCAACGUGGAGUACACGAUCCGAGAUUCGGCAUCCCAAUUCGAAAACAGUGCUAUGGAAAAUCGCAACAUUGGCCAAAAGAAGAACCAGAAUGACACGUUUGCCUCGAUCUCCAACCGUGAUAGCAAUCGGGACAGUCGAACUUCUAUUUCGUCCUUCGAAUUCGACGGGAACGACCUGAAGGACAAGGACAACACAGUCAGGCAGGCAGGCUCAUCUAUCUAUGAUGGUGAUGAUGACUCGCGUAGUACUAGAAGGUCACUCGGCACAUCUUCGGUUUAUUCGCGUACAUCUUCGGUUGUUUCGCGCAUCUCGUCGGUGUUUAGUCCCUACCGUGUGCGUUACUCCAGUGCCGGCGACUACAUGGAAUAUAACCUACCGAAGGUGAUCAGACGGCUUUGGAUGCUGGUCAAGAUCUACAUUGUGGUUGGACUUUUGGUCCACACUUGGACAAACUAUCGUCAUCGCACUCUAGUCCGUCGACGCACGAAAGAGCGAAAGCGUGCUGUUGCGCGCAAGUUGGAUAAACGGGUGCACGACCCUAGAAGGCAUACGCAUGUCAAGGUGGAGGAUGUAGUAGACGGAGAUGGGGCAAGUAGUUUGUUCUCUGGAACUGCUAGUGAUCCAACUACCACGUCUAGAAAGCAAUCAAAGGAGGUCCAUUCGCGAGCUCGCAUCAAAGAGAUCGUCGAAAUUGACAUGCGUGAGCAGUAUGAGCAUGAUCACGAAGGCGACGCAAAUGCCUUUGCUUUGGUCUUGUAUCCUGAUGGUGCCGCUGCAGCUCUGCAUGAUUUAGAACAUUCGUUUUACGAUGCUUUCCAUGCAACCGUGCCUCUGUCGAGUGCAGACGUGAUUCACGCGGUGGUUCCGUACGAACAUCAGGGAGCGGCGCAUGCAGCUGCUUAUCACUCAAAGAGCUACACACGUCGGAUGCUGAGGGACUCUAUCUCGCGUGUGGCGGAUGCGGUGAACAGUGGGAUUGUUGAAUCAGUGAGAGACUUCUUUUCCGGUAUUGGAGAGUCCUUGUUUGGAUUUGGUCCGAAGAAGGAUCAGAAAGAGAGGAAGGAGAAAGAAGCGAGCAAAACGUUGAGGAUCCCAGCAGUACCGACGCCACCAGUAUCUCAGACGAAGAAAGUCGUAACCUCCGUCGAUGAUUCAUCCACCGAGAGGGCCUCUCCAACGGAUUCGUCAUUUGCAGGUCCUCUACUAUUGAAUGAAGGGAACCUUCCUAUCGCGAUGACCGCACCGUCUGGCAUGCUACCUGACCAUGUUCAAAGGCAGAAAGUUCACAACGCUAUGAGGGAACAACUUUUGGACCCUGCUCCGAUUGUGACGAAAGCCCGAAACGUAAUAAAAGCGAAGAAGCACAUCAGUGGGUACAGACCAGGUUCGAUCUUCGACGAUUUGCCGUUCAUGACCCGUGACACUCGACCGAUAGUCGACGUUCACGCGAUCCGCGAGUAUGGUGGUGACGCCUACUUCCGCAUCUACGGACCGCCGUUGUUCGAAGCUAUUUGGGCACUGUUGUUGGAAGUCACCAAAAAUGACAAGACCAACAAGUCAGGUGAGAUGUCGAUGGAUUUGGUCGCUAAAGGCACCUCUUUGGGCAACGCUUUGGUCGUUCAAGAGAAAAAGAGACCAGCAUUUUCCAGUCUGGGUGAAUUAUCUCAGGAUCAUGAUAAGCCUGACUUUGUGCUACGGGAUUCUGCGAUGACGGCGUUUGAAGGUUGGACGGAUAACGCCAGGUUUGGCGAGGGUUCCUCACACUCUACUGGUGCUUCUUUCUCAGGAAGCGCUCCCUCUUCUGCUUAUCAACAGUUCUCUGGAGAAGAUAACAUCAAAUUCGGUCCUGCACCAGCUGGGACAGUCGUGUUUCAGGACACCGAUGCUGGGACCGAAGUUGGCGUACCCGUGAUGGAAGUUUUUGGGCCUUUUUUGCGCAGAUUCCAGGAUUACAUGGGAUUUGUGGAACACAUCCAAAAAACUGGCCAUGCCGAAUUGCUGUUCUCCGCAGGGUUGUACAACGACCACACAUUGGAGCGUCCGUUGCAGUACAAGAACGGGGAACCGGAUAUCUUUCCAGCUUACGCGGAUCACCAAGGAGAGCCCUUGCCUGGACAGAUGGAGCCUGAGAGGAUGAUGACGUUGUCCGCAGCACGCUUCUGGCGCAAACUACUCGAAGAACAGAUUUUGAAACACGUUCAACGCAGUAUGCUGGCCCUGGCCUCAGCGGAUUACUACGUUGGAGGCAUGGUGGACCAACACAGUGCUGUCCAUCUUGAGGACCAUGCUCUGACCACGCUGGACCACCCCUUGGUAUCUGGGAGUGCGCGUAACUUACAGGUGCAUGCGAAACUUCACACCGCGCAUCACUCUUCUCUACUCGUGAAACAUAUGAUUUUGGGGUCCGAGGAAUACAAUAGUCGAACACUCAGUGCUGCGCUCAGACGGUCUACUUCCACCAGUUCUGGUAGUUCCUCCUCUACUUCAUCUCACUCGGCAAUACCAGACUAUGUGUUUGGGGAUCAUGAAGGCAGACUACAAGACCACCCAAUUUGCGAGGCUGAAUUCUUGCCACGCUUGCAGCAUCAGCAUGCGGGUCAUCAGUGCAUUUGGUACUCCGACAGUGCCUUUUUGUGGUUCCCGGCGCCACACCCUAUUCUUUUAAGAUAAAACUUGAAGUAGAUCAUGAUGUGGGAUUUAUAGAAACAAGGUUGAAAGGAGGGCAAGAAUCAGAACAAAACGGGGAAGUGAUCACAAUACAUAGAGAAAAAGCUCGCUAUCAACAGGGAUCCUGAACAGAAACUGUAAUUUACUAUUUGGUAUGAGACAAUAGAAUUGAUACCUUCUGUACAAAUCAAAACAAGCAUGAUUAACCAAUUACGGGCAAGCGCAAGCAAAUGAAAAAUAAAACUGAAUACUUCUUGUAUCUCACUAACCUGAUUUGACUCAUGUGAAACGACACUUACGCAACCACAACUAGCAAAAUCGGGUUAUUCGAAUCGGGACACUUGUGAUUUACUUUGACAUAUUCGCAGCAUUGGGACACUUACGAUUUACUUUGACACUUAGCAUUGGCAUUCUUGGGACACUUAUGAUUUACUUUGACAUAUUCGCAGCAUUGGGACACUUAUGAUUUACUUUGACACUUAGAAGCGGGAGGUGAUCGAUGAUUUAAUACUUUGACACAUAUCAAUCAAAAAUGGGGUUCUAGUUUAAACUCAGCAUAUCGAUUCGAUUUAGGCUUGAAUGGACAGGGUAUGUUGAACAGGAUUCGACAGAGUACCAAAUUACAAGCAUUGCAAGCAAGUAGCAGGUUGAUCAAAUUUUUUUGAAACUCGAUCGUGAGAUGGAUGCACAUCAGGAGGAUGAUAAGCACUUUGAUGAUCCUAGAAGAAAAAUGACACCGA